AUGUUCAGAACUUCUCAAAAAUAUUUGUGGACAAAUAAAGGUCUUAGUGAUCGUUUUCAUCCAUAUGGAAACAUCAUUACAUCUACGAUUCAACCACAUCGAUCAAUUGUAUUAACACCAUGUCGAUAUUAUAAAACAGCAAAUUUUAACUCACGAAAUUAUUAUGAUUUACUUGGUGUUGAACGAACAGCAACACAAAAAGAAAUAAAAAAAGCGUUUUAUAAAUUAUCAAAAGAAUAUCAUCCUGAUUUAAAUGCAGCUGAUAAAUCACUUCAUGAAAAAUUCGUUAAAAUCAAUGAAGCUUUUAGUAUACUGAGUAAAGAAUCGACACGAACUACUUAUGAUCAAUCUCUUAAUUUCAUAUCUCGUUCUCCAUAUCAAUCAUAUUCUCAUCAAUCAUCAUCAGAUUGGUCAAAUAUAAAUUAUACUAGCCGAAGUACAAAUCAACGUCGAACGAAUACAACUGAAUCGACUUGGAAUACACCACAUUAUGAUAAAGCAUUCUAUGAUAUGCUUCGUCGAAAAAUGGAACAUGAUAGACAACGUUCAGACACUUAUUCAAAUUAUUAUCCUCCAGCACAUAGUUUACCAAAUACUUAUUUUACUUCAAUAUCGGUUAUAGUAAUUGUUAUUGCAUUGGGUAUGUUUAUUCAUGCAUUACAAUGGCGUACUAUGCGUUUUUCUGAUGCACAAUAUACUAUUGAUCCGAGAACACGACAUUAUCGUGCUUAUCGUGAAUGGCAACGAUUAAAUGCUCUUAAAGAUAUUGAAUCUACAUCAUCAGAACGAGAAUUUUCUACAUCAUCAACUGAAGAAAAAUAA
Molecule: messenger RNA, 822 nt
Organism: Rotaria sp. Silwood1
Lineage: Eukaryota; Metazoa; Rotifera; Eurotatoria; Philodinida; Philodinidae
Source: the annotation of a GenBank genome assembly